This is a messenger RNA of Entrophospora sp. SA101, 507 nucleotides long. The record is from the annotation of a GenBank genome assembly. NCBI's taxonomy places the organism in Eukaryota, Fungi, Glomeromycota, Glomeromycetes, Entrophosporales, Entrophosporaceae.
AUGCAAACUUCUAUGAACAAUACUGUUAAUACUCUAGGAACUAGAAAUACAAAAUCUACCUUCAAUGAAGCCCAUCGACCUUGUCCUUAUAAUCGUGCAAACCUUCAUCAAUGUACCAGCAGAAAAAUAUUCUACGAAGAAUACAUAAUCUCUUUGCCAUAUACCUUGAUAUUUGAAAUAACCCAAAGAGAUGGUGCUAAUUAUCACUCGUCAGAACAAUUGGAUUUCCCUUUUCAGCUUUGUUAUCAAGAAAAUGAGAUCACUAUAGAAUAUACAUUGACAGCAUGUGUAUACAGCACAUCAUCAAGUGGACAGCAUUUCUACAGUGAAGUAAUUCGAAGCUUUAACAAUCAAAGUGGUGUCUACAAGUAUGAUGACUUAAAUGAGGGGACGGCUGUAUUAAUAUCCAAUGAUCCAACCACUCUAUCAGGAUACAAGCCACAGACUGUAUUAGUUGCUUAUAAAUUAAAUGAUUUUAAUAGUCAUUCCAUCUAUUCUGAUAGCUGA